AGGGUUUGGAAUCGCUCCCAUGAGUGGUGUUGGUCUCUGGUUGCCGUUUAUCUUCCAGCCAAUCAGCCGGCCAUUAAGUGCUCUGGAAGGCGUUUCCUUCCCUCUGUUUGUGGACGUGAAAGCCUCCUUUGAUGGGAGAGAAGUUUGAAGCGGAGCCGCGGGCAGCAGGAGGGAGACGCUCAUUCUUUCUCCGCAGACUUUUGGAGGAAACGCACGUCCCGCGUCUCAACAACUAGUAAUCACCCGCGUGGAAAUAGAUCGUGUUGUGUUUUUUAAACGUGUUCAGGCAAAACUUAAGUGUCAUCUGGGAUCGGAACCGCCGCCUCAUUGAUGGUGUCUCCGGCGUGCAGCCGUGCGUGCUUGUCCGGGAAGAGGUGCGCUGCAACACCGAGGGACUGUGCAACAAAAUAAAAGAACACAGGAAGCUACUCGUCUGGAAGUAUCUCUCUCUCUCGUAACUCGCUGGAGUUUUGCAACUUUUUUUUUUUCACUAGAAAUGGUUGGUAGGUUGAACUUGCCAAAUGUAUGCGAAGGAGACCCUCUGGAUAUGAGCUGCAGGGCUGAUAGAGGACUUGAUAGCCCGGACUCCGGGUUACCCCCGAGUCCGAGCCCCAGCGCCUGGCUGCAGCCUGUGUGCGCGGAUAAAGCCGGCGGUGUGAGCCCGGUGUCCGAAGACGAAGGAAGGGGCUCCCUGGUUCCAGUUUUACCGGUUGAAUCUUUCCCUCAGCUGCACCCACUCUCUUUUGGAGAAGGAAUAGCACUUGACCCAUUACCUGCAAAGGAAAUGAGAUACACCUCAUCCGUGCACUACGACUCGGACCGGCACUUCAUCCAGGACGUGGCCCUGCUGCCCCUGGGCCAGGGCCUUGAGAACUGCCAGCAGACCAUCGUGGCCAUGUCCCACAGCACCUGGCGCCACUACAAGACGCAGCUGGAGUUCCAACCCCGCCAUCGCCCCCAACGCUACCAGAGCACCACCAUCAUCUACCCCAAGAGAACCAGCGCCGUCUACACCACAGAGCUGAGCUAUGACUGCCACCGGCUAUCCAGGCGCUUCCUCUCCAGCGUGGAGCUGGAGGCGACUGGCCACAGAAAGCUACCUCAGUGAAAGCGGACGAAGGGGGCAGAUGGACGGGGCCACGCAACGGCAGUCGAUCACGUCGGCCCCUGUACUGGAGCUCCUCUAACGCUGGCUGCAACUGACCUGCUGUGUUGUCUCUUUACGUUUGUGUAGCUUGCUAUCCUUUAAGUACAAAGCUGGAAGAAGGACAGGGAGCUUCUCUGCUGUGAUGGCAAGGAUGGAUGAGUUGAUUCGCUCUUGAUAUGCAUAUGUCCCUGCCAGUGAACACAACAACAGAUUUUACAUGAGUAUUUUAUUAUUAAAUGCUUCACUUUGUUUGCCAUGUUAAGCUUUUCAGAGGUGUGAUCGUAUUUGUUUUUUUUUUUUACCAGCUGUAAAACUAAUAAGGACCAAGAUGAAGAGAAUACUACUUCGCCCUCAGCACAGUCGAGUCCCAUCAAGUUGGUCGGGCAUGCAGAGCGACUGGUUUUUAAUUUUUAAACGCAUUGAGGUCUAAGUCUGUCAUUGUAAUUUGUGUAUGGCUUGAGUAAAGGUGGCUGGGUGAGGAGCGGAACAGCAGUUAAACACGAUUCUGGGUUUGGAUGGAUGUUAAGAAAUCACUAAUUUACCCACAUUGUGCAAAAGGUGUGUUCACGUGUUUGGUUUUAUUUCACAGGGUAUUGUGUUUGUGCACAGCAUGACAGAAGUUUAGCUCUUCUCAAGCCUCGUCUCUAGCCACUCUUUACAGCUGCAGUUUGUAAUGUACUCUCCAGUUGUUGAUAGAUUGAGGGGGACCUUUCAGUACGAUCUGAUGCGGAAGCUUAAACAAACUGGUUAGGUAGGUAGGUAGUACAGAUGGAUCAUGAGUGUGGCGUUUACCAAUAAGUGGAUAGUAUGUCGGUAUCACUCACUGGUUUCUAUGUGAAAGUAACAAGCUGCAUUCCACUGCUAUAACUUUCUUUGGAUAUAUAUUUAUUCUUUUUUUUUUUGUUUUUGAAGUUUUAUGGUCUGGAGAUAUUUUUUAUAUCUGCUGAUUCACAUGUUUUCCCACAGUCGUGGCAGGAGGUGUCUGCGAAGUGUUUGUGCCUUACCGAUGUAUCUGUGAUGCUUUCAGUUUGAUUUUAGUCACUUAUUCAGUGCCAUUUUCAAAUAAAGUGAUAAAUACUUCAA
This is a messenger RNA of Mugil cephalus (flathead mullet), 2230 nucleotides long. RefSeq names its product refilin B (gene rflnb). Gene Ontology annotation, cellular component: actin filament bundle. NCBI's taxonomy places the organism in Eukaryota, Metazoa, Chordata, Actinopteri, Mugiliformes, Mugilidae. The record is from RefSeq and is a predicted model, not a curated record. Gene Ontology annotation, molecular function: filamin binding. Gene Ontology annotation, biological process: negative regulation of chondrocyte development; negative regulation of bone mineralization involved in bone maturation; actin filament bundle organization. The coding region runs from base 497 to 1108 and encodes 203 amino acids. The transcript is spliced from 3 exons.